AUGACGCCAAGUGAACCACUGAAGCCGUGCGAAACCCCCUCUGAAAAAGCAGAUAUCCGUGAUUGUCAGAGCCGAAGUGCUUUGCCUAGACCGGAUCAUGCUGAUCCAUUGCCUAAGCCUGAUGUGAGCCCCAAAGAUGUGACCAGCAGCAUGUAUGCUCAGCCGUGUGAAACCAUGUUUGCCACUGCAAAGACCUUAGGAAUCUUGGAUUUAGGUGCUUCUCAGACAGUGAUGGGCCGACAUCAGCUUGAUGAAUUUUUGCGUGGCCUGCCGGAACCUGUCCGCAGCAAGGUGUUUGAACAGCCUGUAGAGAUGUCUUUUCGUUUUGGAAACAACAGCGUAGUUCCCUGCAACCGAGCCAUUUUUGUUCCAAUUGACAAGUUCUGGAUUAAGAUUGCAAUUGUUGAGUCUCGAACUCCAUUCUUGAUUUCGAAUAAUGUUUGUCGAAGUUUAGGAGCCAUCAUCGACACCAACAAUCAAAGCAUCCGAUUCCAGAGGUUAAACUGUGAACUGCCUCUACAGCUGUCGGGAAGAAAGCUCUUCCUGUUGGACUUUUGUGAUCUUGCCGCACAGAGACCGCCUCAGACACAAAUGAUGCCUGAAAAAUCAGUGGUGGCUGAAGACCGCAUUUUUUCAUGUCUGGAAGACCAAGAUUCACAGGGGCAAAGUUGGCAGCCGGAACAUGCCAUUGAGACUCAUGAGAUGUGUCACACGGAAGCAGCCACUGAAAUCCAGAAACAUGAGACAUGUCACAUGACCAGCAAUUUGGCCAGUGUUCCACAGUCCUGCCCUGCUCGUGCCCAACCCGCCAACGAAGAAACUCAUGGCGAAUCAGAAGAGUCAUGGGAUCAGAUCAGUGCACAGGGCUUGAUCGUCGAGAACCAGAACUCUCAGCGUCUGGAUGUGAUCGAGGAUGCACUCUCUCAGAUCAUGAACCAACUCCAAGUACUGACACAAGUGACGCAGAAUUCCAGCCUUGCAUAG
Molecule: messenger RNA, 984 nt
Organism: Cladocopium goreaui
Lineage: Eukaryota; Dinophyceae; Suessiales; Symbiodiniaceae
Source: the annotation of a GenBank genome assembly